UGGUCUUAAUUUGUUAGAUUUUUGAGCAUCAGUGCGCGUGUGUCUCUAUCUCACUCUUUCAUUUUCUGGAGUCUGUAUUAUUACCGUUUACUGAUCACACUCAGCAGCAGCAUCAAAGAAAGAGAGAGAGAUGCUGGAAAACCCUACACCUACAGCUACAAAUACAGCAGCAGCAGCAGCAACAACAGCAGACCCAGCGAUCAAGCGCUAUGCUCCUCCCAAUCAGAGGAAUCGCAGUCUCAACAGGCGCAAGCCAGAUCGGUUUGAUCGAACAAAUAAUCUUUAUGCAAAUGAUGUAGACAAGAAUCAAGUUGCCGGUUCAAAAAACGUACCUGUCAUAGAUCUUGGGGAUUCAGGGAGUAGCAAUCUUCUGAAUGAGAACCCACGUACAGGGUUAAUAGCUUUACAGGGUUGUAGUAGCAGUGAAGCUUCUCAACUCUUGAGUGAGCGUUGGGAAACCGCAAUGCGUUCCUCCAAUAAUCCAUCAAUAGAUCUAGCUGAGAGACCAGUUAUGUACCCUGGAAGUGGUUCAUCAGCAUGGAGUCAAUCUAGAAUUCCUCAGCAGAUGGACUUUCUGGGUGAACUUCGCCGUGCAAUGUGCAAUGCACAUGCCAGUUUUAGCACCUAACACUUCACGUUGCAACUUGCAAAUCCUAUGGACCUGGAUUGUAGAGUACUUUUGGAACUCAAUUUCAGGAGUACGUUGCAGCCAACUAGCCAAGACAGAAAAAUCAGGAGUAGCGGUUGUUUUUGUUCAUCAAAACUAAUUAUGUUCAACUCUGUUAGCUCAUAUGUGAUUAUGGCACAGAAGGUAUUGUCCAUGCAUCUGGACUAUCACACAACUAGCAUCUACCGCUUGUUUGUAACCACCAUAUUAAUAUGGUUUAUAUAUGCAUACAAAAGACCGAGAUCUCUCUCUC
Molecule: messenger RNA, 920 nt
Organism: Quercus robur (English oak)
Lineage: Eukaryota; Viridiplantae; Streptophyta; Magnoliopsida; Fagales; Fagaceae
Exons: 6
Coding region: 131-628 (165 amino acids)
Source: RefSeq, a predicted model, not a curated record